UGAGGCUUGCCUCUACAGUACAGUCUUCAGCCAUUCUCUAUUCUGUGCGGGAUAAUAAAAAGAGGGAGAUGGUUGUUCUUCACAUCCCAAGGUUCCCUUUUCCCAUUUUAACCUCAACUCCUUCACUCUCUCUUCUUGCUUCUAGAAAUAUCUUUUUAUAUGCACCAAAAUCCACUCUCACCACCUCAGAGUCAGAACCCAUUACCAUAACCCCUUUCCCCCCUGUAGAGUUGUCCCUCGAGAAGCUCUUUGUUCCACCGGAGACUCAAGUAUCUCUCGACAGUGCCAGAAUCUUGAAAGGUUCCAACAUAUUGCUGAGUAACUACGCCACUGAUGCUCAGGUCUCGCAAGCCGAUUUUGUCAAAAGCAGCGUGAGAACCGAAGAUUGCCCCUCCGAUGGCCUCCCUGAGUUCGCUCUCGUUGGACGCUCCAACGUCGGCAAAUCAUCGCUCCUCAAUUCCCUCGUGCGCCGCAAGAAGCUCGCCUUAACUUCAAAGAAACCUGGCAAGACACAAUGCAUUAACCAUUUUCGGAUUAAUGAUAGCUGGUAUCUGGUUGAUUUGCCUGGAUAUGGGUAUGCAGCAGCGCCGCAGGAGCUUAGAGUAGAUUGGGGAAAAUUCACAAAGGACUAUUUCCUUAACCGGUCAACCUUAGUUUCGGUUUUCCUUCUAAUAGAUGCUAGCAUUCCUGCUAAAAAAAUUGAUCUUGAUUAUGCCAGUUGGUUGGGUCAGAAUCAGAUCCCAAUGACAUUAAUCUUCACCAAAUGUGACAAGCGGAAGAAGAAGAAAAAUGGAGGCAAGAGACCAGAAGAAAAUGUUAAUGAUUUUCAGGACUUGAUACGUGGCUUCUUCCAAACAGUGCCUCCUUGGAUCAUGACCAGUAGUGUCACCAAUCAGGGUCGUGAUGAGAUACUCCUGCAUAUGGCCCAGCUCCGGAACUACUGGCUCAAGCACUAGUUUCGAGAAACAUGGCAUCCCGUUGUUAGACUAUCCUAAAUAGCAUGCACCCUGCAUAUACACACCCCUGCAAGGAGAGCGGCCGGAAAGCAACAUCCAUGUUAAAAACUUUUAGCAUUUUUCUCUUUGGACGACAGUGACAAGAAUUAGAUAUCAGAUAUCAUUCGUUAAUUUAUG
Molecule: messenger RNA, 1133 nt
Organism: Gastrolobium bilobum
Lineage: Eukaryota; Viridiplantae; Streptophyta; Magnoliopsida; Fabales; Fabaceae
Product: GTP-binding protein At2g22870
Exons: 5
Coding region: 69-956 (295 amino acids)
Molecular function (GO): GTP binding
Source: RefSeq, a predicted model, not a curated record